This is a messenger RNA of Lotus japonicus, 2210 nucleotides long. RefSeq names its product laccase-12-like. Gene Ontology annotation, molecular function: copper ion binding; hydroquinone:oxygen oxidoreductase activity. The coding region runs from base 192 to 1919 and encodes 575 amino acids. Gene Ontology annotation, cellular component: apoplast. The record is from RefSeq and is a predicted model, not a curated record. Lineage: Eukaryota; Viridiplantae; Streptophyta; Magnoliopsida; Fabales; Fabaceae. The transcript has 6 exons. Gene Ontology annotation, biological process: lignin catabolic process.
AAGGUUGAGCCAAGUUUCUUGAGGUACCUGACUACUUAGCCUUCAUAAACCUAAUCUGCCAACCUGAACAACUAGCACUCUCUUCUAAUCUCCCCUAUAAAACCACCUUCUCAUAUUCUUACCUUCCAUUGCAAUUUGCAACCUUAACCAACACAAAGAGGUGCUUGUUGCUACACACACUUAAAGAUAACAUGGAAGCUCCCAAGACCGUUUCAUACUCCCUGAUGUUCUUAGCUAUUUUUGUUCUCUUAGCUUCAGCAUUGUCUUUGGCAAAUGCCAAAAUUCAAGAGCAUGAGUUUGUUGUUCAAGCAACUCCAGUGAAGAGGCUGUGCAACACUCACAGCACCAUCACAGUGAAUGGACAGUUUCCAGGCCCGACAUUGGAAGUUAACAAUGGAGACACUUUGAUCGUUAAAGUCAUUAACAAAGCUCGUUACAAUGUCACCAUUCACUGGCAUGGGAUAAGACAAAUCAGAACAGGUUGGGCUGAUGGACCAGAAUUUGUGACCCAAUGUCCCAUUCGUCCUGGAGAAAGUUACACCUACAAGUUCACCAUUCAAGGACAAGAAGGGACACUUUGGUGGCAUGCUCAUAGCUCAUGGCUAAGAGCCACCGUUUAUGGAGCUUUAAUCAUUCAUCCAAGGGGAGGAGAGACCUACCCUUUCCCUAAGCCAAAGCGCGAGACACCCAUUCUUUUAGGGGAAUGGUGGGACGCAAAUCCUAUUGAUGUUGAGAGGCAGGCCACACAAACAGGAGCAGCACCAAAUAUUUCUGAUGCUUACACUAUCAAUGGUCAACCUGGAGAUUUAUACAAGUGCUCCAGCCAAGGCACCACCAUUGUCCCUAUAGAUUCAGGAGAGACCAACCUCCUCAGGGUUAUCAAUGCUGGACUAAACCAACCCCUCUUCUUCUCUGUUGCCAACCACAAGCUAAUAGUGGUUGGCGCCGAUGCCUCCUACCUCAAGCCAUUCACCACCAAUGUUAUCAUGCUAGGACCCGGCCAAACCACCGAUGUCCUUAUUGCCGGUGACCAGCCACCAUCCCGCUACUACAUGGCGGCGCGUGCCUACCAAUCAGCCCAAAAUGCCCCCUUUGACAACACCACCACCACUGCAAUCCUUGAAUACAAAUCAGCCCCAUGCCCUGCUAAAGGGGUAACAGCUAUAAAACCACUCAUGCCUUUUCUCCCUGCUUACAAUGACACCAACACUGUCACUGCCUUCAGUAAAAGCCUCAGAAGCCCCAGAAAAGUUGAAGUCCCCAGUGAAAUUGAUGAGAGCUUGUUCUUCACUAUUGGCUUAGGACUCAACAAUUGUCCACCAAAUUUUAGUCCUAGCCAGUGCCAGGGUCCUAAUGGGACAAGGUUCACUUCCAGCAUGAACAAUGUGUCAUUUGUUCUGCCAAACAAAAUCUCAAUCUUGCAGGCUCACCAUCUUGGAGUUCAAGGUGUCUUCACCACUGAUUUUCCAACUAAGCCUCCUGUGGAAUUUGAUUACACUGGUAAUGUGAGUCGUUCUUUGUGGCAACCUAUUCCGGGGACUAGAGUCACCAGGUUGAAGUAUGGAUCAAGAGUGCAGAUUGUGUUGCAGGACACUAGCAUUGUCACACCUGAGAACCACCCAAUUCACCUUCAUGGGUAUGAUUUCUAUGUAGUGGCUGAGGGGUUUGGAAACUUCAACCCCAAGAAACACACUUCAAAAUUCAACCUUGUUGAUCCACCUAUGAGGAACACUGUGGCAGUACCUGCAAAUGGAUGGGCUGUAAUAAGAUUUGUUGCUGAUAACCCAGGUGCUUGGAUUAUGCAUUGUCACUUGGAUGUUCACAUCGGAUGGGGUUUGGCAACUAUCCUCUUGGUGGAUAAUGGAGUAGGCCUAUUGGAAUCCAUAGAAUCCCCUCCAGAGGACCUGCCUCUAUGUUAGGAUAGUCAAAAUUAUAUAUCAAAUUUGUCACCCUAAUUAUCAGGGUCUUCAUUUUUCUUAUAGUUUGGAAGUUCAUUAAUGUUGUUUCCCUGCAUUGGGGGGUUUUCCUCUUUUGCUCUGUUACAUUGUUCUUUUUCACAUAGAGAAGAAUAUGGCUUAGAAGAGAUGGUAAUGUGAAUUCAACACACUAAUAGCCAUCUCAUAGGAAGCCCGAUUUAUUAAAUUGAUAUUAUAGUUUUGUAUUGUCUCCUUGAGGUUGAAUUAUAAAUUACAAAAGAUAGGUUUUGACCA